CAUCUCUAUUGCAUGCAUAAUUUAAAUUCCGUUAUUUAUAAUUAGAAUAUCAAUCUACCAUUAGGGCGAAGUAAACGAGGUAAACUACAUACUCUAUUUUAUUUUUGCGGAGAGAAUGUAAACAGAAAGACAUGUGCUCAAUGAGAGAAACGAUAGUCUUUCACGCAACAUUGACUGCCAAAUUUUACUCUCAUACCUUCCUUGCGAAUGGUUACUGUGUAGUAUCGUGAAGAACGUUGCUGAAAGAAGGUGACCUAGAGUAUUAUACGAGAAAGCACUAACAAUAUAGCUUGUAAUUAUUGCUUUUAACAUAAUUUACAUUUCAGAAGGUAGCUGGAUACACGAGGAGCAGUUUUUCAAUGUCAAUUGUGGAAUAACAAAAGUGAAUGUGCCUUCUAAAUGGAUUUUUUGAAUAGCUGAAAAACAUCCUUCGAUUUACUGUCAGCUUUCUGGAAUCUCUCGAAACGCGCAUGGGAAAAUUAAUUUAUUUACAGUUUCCGUGACCGAUGAUUUGCUGAUAAAAUGAGCAUAAAAGCUGAAAAAAGUUUAUUGAAUGAUGUCAACUACAAAACAGAUGCAAAAGAAAAUCAUGUCAAACAGUACGACCCCAUUAACGGAUACGUUACUAGCAUAAAUGAGAGUGGAGCACAGCAAAUUUCAAGGCCGUCAGAAGUUACAGAAGAUAAGGAUAUUCUACAUGAAAGUGGUGAUGAGAGCCUUGGUGCAAAACAAAUCAAAUCGGUCGUAGUAAAUUUCACUUCUGGUACCAUGGCUAGAAGCACUAUCCAAAACCAAUACGUCAGCAACACUUCACCUCAUGUGCAAAGUUGGAACGAACGUAACAGUCGCAACAAAAUUAAAAUUAUAGUAGCAUCCUUCGUAAUUUUGACGAUAGGUUUGACAAUCGGCUAUAUAUUUUCUAGUGUAAUAAUUUGCCAGAACAACCAACAAGCUUUUCAUACUGCUCAUAAUAUUUGUUUAACAGAAGAAUGCGUAAGAACAGCAUCUUCCUUAUUAGCAGCAAUGGACCGCACGGUCGAUCCUUGCAAGGACUUUUUUCAAUUUGCUUGUGGUACAUGGAACAAGAAGCAUGUAAUACCAGAAGAUAGAAGUUCCAUAAGCACUUUUGAGGUUCUAGCUGAUCAACAACAAGUAAUACUUAAAGGGGUUCUUGAAGAAUCAGUGGACGUGAAUGAUAAUCAAGCGACAUUGAAAGCGAAGAUGUUCUAUAAAAGUUGUAUGGAUCUCCAGCAAAUCCGGAAAAUAGGGAUAAAACCAAUACGCAACGUUUUGAAGUCCCUUGGAGGUUGGCCUGUUAUCGAGCAAAAUUGGACGCUUCCAAAUACUAGUAUUGAACAUUUAAUAGGAACUUUACGAGGAGUGUACAGUGAACCGGUGCUAGUGGAGUUAUACGUCGGUGCAGAUGACAAAAAUUCAUCUAGAAAUAUUCUUCAGAUCGACCAAUUAGUGUUGGCUCUUCCAUCGAGAGAUUAUUAUUUAAAACAGAGUAGUGAAGGGGACCUGAAGGCUUAUCAUCACUAUAUGACGCAAAUAGCUAUUCUCCUUGGGGGAGACCCAACAAUUGCAUCCAAAGAACUGAUGGAAGUUAUCAAUUUCGAAGUGCGAUUAGCAAAUGCUUCACUUCCAGAAGCAGAUAGACAUGAUACUAGCGCAAUUUACACAAAAAUAACGUUGCAGCAGCUACAGAAUCAAGUUCCACAAAUAAAUUGGAAAGAGUAUUUACAAACCACAUUAGGUAGUGUACAGCUUGAAGAAAAUGAGGCUAUCGUUAGCUACGCAAUGCCAUAUUUGAUAGAAAUGGGACGUAUCCUUAAUGUAACUGAUAAACGAAUCAUUCAUAAUUAUGCCAUUUGGCGAUUUGUGAUGUCGAUAAUGACACAUAUGAUCGAUGAUUAUCAGAAGGAACGGGUUGAAUUUAGAAAAAUAUUACUCGGCAUUCAAUCUGAACGUCAUAGAUGGUCUCAGUGCGUAGAAUGGACAAACAAGAAGCUCGGCAUGGCUGUUGGUGCUUUAUUUAUACGAGAUAAUUUUAAUCAAGAGAGUAAAGAAACUGCCUUGGAAAUGAUACAUACCAUAAGGGAGGCAUUCAACGAACUGUUGGCAGAUAUCCAUUGGAUGGAUGAUGAAACGAGAGCCGUAGCUAAGGAGAAAGCUGAUGCAAUGAACGAACGGAUCGGCUAUCCUGAAAUAUUGACCAACCCUCAAGAAUUGGAAAAGGAGUACAUAAAUCUAACUAUAUUCAAGGAUCAUUUUAUCAACAAUAUUUUAAAUAUUCUUAAAUGGGACGCUGAACGAAACUUACAGUUGCUAAGAAAACCGGUUGAUAAGGACAAAUGGGCAACUGAACCGGCAGUAGUCAAUGCAUUCUACAAUCCAAAUAAAAAUGAUAUAGUUUUCCCAGCCGGAAUACUUCAACCUUUGUUUUACAGUCAACAUUUUCCUAAAUCAUUGAACUAUGGUGGUAUUGGUGUUGUAAUUGGUCAUGAAAUAACGCACGGGUUUGAUGAUAAAGGACGCCAAUUUGAUAAGGAUGGUAAUAUGAUGCAAUGGUGGAACAAUGCAACCAUUAAAGCUUUUAGAGAAAGAGCGCAGUGUAUUAUAGAUCAGUAUUCGCGAUAUAAAAUCAACGAAGUUAAUUUGUUCAUGAAUGGUAGAAUGACACAAGGCGAAAACAUAGCAGACAACGGAGGACUCAAACAGUCUUUUAGGGCUUAUCGAAAGUGGGUCGACCUUCAUGGACCGGAGCUGGAUCUUCCUGGUAUGAACAUGACGCACGAUCAGCUUUUCUUCCUGAACUAUGCGCAAAUAUGGUGUGGAUCUAUGCGACCCGAAGAUGCUUUGACGAAAAUACGAUCGUCAGUACAUUCCCCCGGUAUUAUAAGAGUGAUUGGACCGCUGUCUAACUCGAAGGACUUUGCUGAAGCCUAUAACUGUCCUUUCGGUUCUCCAAUGAAUCCAUUACACAAAUGUAGUGUUUGGUAAGUUCAAUUCCUAGCGCUAUGGAAAAACAAAGCUACAAACAUAGUUUAAAAAAAAAGAAAAUUGUUAUCAUCAAUUAUAAUGAUGUAAUUUGCAAGGAUCCAAAUAUCAUCUUUUAAUCAAAGCGCUUUAAAAGUUUCAUUCAAUUGUUUUUCAAAAGAAAUGGUGGUUUAGUAUACUUCAUCAUCGUAAUUUAUUACUGUUAUAGUUGUUAUCGCAAACGAUAAAAAUGGCAUCUAUUCUCGAGAAUCCAAGAGAAAUAUGAGUUAAAUAGAUACAUGCUAAA
Aedes albopictus (Asian tiger mosquito) is the source of this 3286-nucleotide messenger RNA. Its product is annotated as neprilysin-1. Gene Ontology annotation, molecular function: metalloendopeptidase activity. Gene Ontology annotation, biological process: protein processing. The transcript is spliced from 10 exons. The record is from RefSeq and is a predicted model, not a curated record. The coding region runs from base 523 to 3003 and encodes 826 amino acids. NCBI's taxonomy places the organism in Eukaryota, Metazoa, Arthropoda, Insecta, Diptera, Culicidae. Gene Ontology annotation, cellular component: plasma membrane.